Molecule: messenger RNA, 2154 nt
Organism: Saccharomyces mikatae IFO 1815
Lineage: Eukaryota; Fungi; Ascomycota; Saccharomycetes; Saccharomycetales; Saccharomycetaceae
Gene: PXL1
Product: Pxl1p
Exons: 1
Coding region: 1-2154 (717 amino acids)
Source: RefSeq, a predicted model, not a curated record
AUGUCUAACUCAAUUUAUGGUUCUCCCUUUCCAAAAAUAAACCCGAAAGUCCGCUACAAGACAGCUCUAGAGAGAGCAGGGUUUGAUACUAAGCCGCGUAGUCCGUUCAGUAGUCAGAGGAACGCUUCAACAGGAAGUUUACAAGCUUCCGUGAGAUCACCGCCGAUAAUCCGUCAAAGGAAUGUGUCUGCUGCACCGUCUGUACCGGUCACGAUAAGGAGCGCAUAUACUAUGUCUUCAAAGGGUACACAUUCUUCCAGGAAGGACGAGUCUGGCAUUUAUCCGCUCCCUGUGCUGGUCGAUAGUAGGAGACAGAGUGUCUGUCCUUCAAAUAAUAACAACAUUUCAUCUUCAAGAGACACUAAAGUGUCUCAUCCUAUUUCCAAAGCGAAUGAGCGUGCCUCACAGGACGAUCCCUUCCGUUUCGACCGUAACUUAGACCAUUACAGAGAACAGGAUGCUUCUGCUAGACAUACGAAUGAAUCAUCUGCUAACGCAGGCCACUCCCUUUUCAAUUUUGAACAAGAAAACACUAAUAAUUCUAGAGGGGAGCAGGAUUUGAGUCCCAUCGAAAGAAGUUUUAUGAUGUUGACUCAAAACGACACUGCAAGCCUUUUCAAUUCUAUCAAUCAAACCAAUAAUGGCAGUGCUUUCGAGCGAGAGCUCGAACUUGAACAACAAGAAGACGAAAAAGAAGAAGAAGAAAAUGACGACAAAAGCUCCAUCAAAUUUGAGAAGACAGAACAACAAGAAGAAAACGAUGUAAAAAGCUUAAAUUUCGAACCACAUCCUGAACUACAGGUAAAUUUGAGCAAAGAUGAGUUGCUUCAAGAAAACUAUCCGGAAGAACAACGAGAAGAGCAAACAAAAAUGGUCAACAGUAUUCCGGAAAUCAAUGUUACGCGAGAAAGUGCUACACCACGCUUAUUCAUUGAUACAUCAUACAGCAGUGAACCGACAGACUCUAAAUUAUUCCCUCAUGAUAAUUUUGCGGGCAUAGAAUCUUCAAUGAAACAGAAAUCAUCUGGCGUUUCGUCAUCGUCCACAAGCGUAGGGGAUUUAAGUCUCGAUGGCACAAGUGAAAAACGUCUAUCAACGGCUUCGUCAGAUAAUAUCGAAACACCAUACACUGCUACGAAUCUGCAGGUUGAACAAUUAAUUGCUCAAUUAGAUGACGUUUCACUAUCCAGAAAUGCCAAGCUCGAUAUGAACAAUAAUUCUUUGAACGUAGUAGACAGAAAAGCAUCUAGAUUUAAAAAGUCAAGUGCAUAUUUAUCUGGGUACCCCAGAAUUAACACACCUGCAGCGCAGGAAAUAUCCGUUAUGCAAAAUAGCGGUGAAAACUUGAGCAGACAAAGUCUUUCAGUGGAUAAAGACGACAUUGAUGACGACGUACCCUCUACUUCCACAACCAAUGGCGGUACACCAAUUUUUCACAAGUUUAAACAGUCAAAUGUUCAGUACUCUGAUGUUGAAGAAAAUAGCUCGCAAAACAAUUUCAAAGCAGAAGUCCCUACAAUUGAAGCUUUACAAUUGGAGCACAAGCAUAAUAUAACAGAUUUGAGAGAAGAGGCUGAUGGUUCUAGAUUGGAUGAUUCACAAUCAUCAGUUAAUGCCAGGUCUAUGGGGCACAGCUCUGAUGCAGAUUAUAAAGAGACAGAGCCUACUGAAUUAAAAUAUCCCCCUGGAGAGGGCCCUUGUAGAGCAUGCGGUUUGGAAGUCACAGGAAAAAGAAUGUUUUCCAAAAAAGAAAACGAACUGUCGGGACAAUGGCACCGUGCAUGUUUUAAAUGCAUCGAAUGUGGUAUUAAAUUUAAUAAACACGUUCCUUGUUAUAUUUUGCGGGAUACACCUUACUGUCAAAGGCACUAUCACCAGGAAAAUCACAGUAUUUGUAAAGUUUGUUCGAACUUCAUAGAGGGGGAAUGUCUGGAAAAUGAUAAGGCCGAAAGAUUUCAUGUUGAUUGUCUAAACUGUUUCUUGUGUAAGACCGCCAUUACCAAUGAUUACUAUAUAUUUAACAAGGAGAUUCCAUUGUGCGGCAAUCACGACAUGGAAGCUCUUUUGAAGGAAGGUAUUGAUAGCGCUACAUCGAGCAAUGAUAAAAACAAUACUCUCUCUAAAAGGAGGACAAGACUCAUCAAUUUCAACUAG